CUAAGAUGGAACAUUAACACAGGCCAGCCAGCGGAGUUCGUGGAGCUGUGAUUCACCGAUUGUGAAGUGAGGAAAAUACUUGAAUUGUUUUCUGUUCAAACUUUUUAACUAUCCCUGGUCCGUGGAAACUAUUACAGCUGGACUGGUCGAGAAUUUUAAAGAUGACUGUCAUGGAGGAGCGAUUAUAAAUUCAAGGCAGGAACGUGCUGGACAGAUAUUUGUGACUUGUGGUCUGUGUUUCCUUCUGAUAUUCGACAUGCCUGAUGAAGAGAGUGGACAACCAGCAUCAGACAGGGAAAGCCCUACAUCCCCAGACCAACCCCAAGCUGUCAGCCAUCUGGACACAAGCAGUCAAUGUGAUCUUCAGGUAGAGAGUGAUGCAGACACUGGCAGUGUCACGGCAGAGUCUGUCUCUUCCACAGAAUACAAGCUCCGAAGUAGGCCCAAGACUGCACCAAAUCAUUUCAGAACCCAGACGGCUCCUUCACGUCUUCAAAGACACAGGAAGCCAGCUAAGCCUUCUAAACCAAGACAUAAACAAGGCAAUUCAGCAGACAACAUAUCAGAUGUCUCAUCUGAAUCCUCCUCGCUAGACCGGGCCUACACCCAUCGCAUCACCAGCCAAGUCUCCCGCGAUGCCCCCGGCUUCUACGAGUACCACCGACCCUACUCGGUCUACCGCAAGCCGCUGCGGCGCCCUCUCAGUCUUCCCACGGCAUUUGACGACAGUCCGAAGCUGAACCACCCGGACCUUGACCCCGGUCAGAGGGAGUAUCUGUGGCAUACGGCGAGUGUGUACAGCGUGGGUAACCUGAAACAGCUUCAGCAGAGGAGAUACAAACAGAUUCUAAAUCACCAAGUAGAGACGGGUUUUCAUACAAAGGAAGAGUGUGAUAGAUACUAUAAGUACUUGAUGGGUACCAGAAAGCAGCAGUACGCGGCUGACACCACUGUAUGGAGAUCUCCGCCCAAACUACCCGUCCGGCCCAAGCAAUUCCAGAGGAGACCUCGUGCACAGGAAGAGGUCGAGGAGACAAGGAGGGUCAACACAGGUUACUACAGAGGUCAAAAGUCAAAAGAGAAAGGCUCCAAGGAAAACUUGAAUGAUUCAAUGGAAAAACUGAGUCUGGUCUACAGCACCGAUCUCAAGAGAACACUCCCGAGAAAACGCAAGGACAGUGUAGAAUAGACAUAUGGAGAAACUGAGUCUGUUCUGCAGCAUGGACUUGAAGGUAACACUUCCUAGAAAACACAAGGACAGUGUGGAAUAGAAGUAUGGAGAAACUGAGUCUGUUCUGCAGCACCGAUCUCAAGAGAACACUCCCGAGAAAACGCAAGGACAGUGUGGAAUAGAAGUAUGUAGAAACUGAGUCUGUUUUACAUGACAGUCUUCAAAAGAAUACAUGUUAGGAAACACAAGGACAGUGUGGAAUAGAAAUAUGGAGAACCUUAGUCUGUACCACUACUUAGACUUCAGGAAGCACAAGGACAAUGUUGAAUAGAAGAAGAAAAAAAUAUUUGAUAAACUUUAUUGUGUGUAUUCUUGGCAGUAGGGAAUUCUUCAAGUGGUUCCAUGCUAUGUCUAGCACAAGAAUGUGGUGGUUUCUUUUGAGAAUAUUUAAUUCUAUAGGAUUAUCUUAUUUAUUCUUGGGUAUUAUGAUUACCGCACUGCUGAAUCCUGCAAGGCUGCAAGGCAUGUUUCAGAGCAGUCAUGAUGGGUAUCCACCAAAGAUAGAAGCUUUGUACUUCAUCAUCACUGCCACUCCGUAUUCAAUGCUGAAGUGCCAUACUUCUUGGUUUCAACCAAGGCUAACGGAGGACAACCCUACAUGUACAGUCAAACCUGCUUCAGUGACCACCUGUUUACAAAGACCACAUUCUUUGUUUCCCUUGAAAUUGGUUUCUCAUUGAAACAUGUACUAAAGAAACCUGUCUACAAAGACCACCUUUUUUGUUUCCCUUGGGCAAUCGCUAUAGACAGGUUUGACUGUAUAUCAAAUCUGUACUGUACAUGGCUUCAUGAAUUGAACUUUCAAGAGGGUGCAGGAUAUGAAGUUGCAGUCAUACUCCAGUCCCACCAACGAGACCGAGGCCAGACCGACGACACAGCAGACAGGAAAUGGGAAAGAAUCGGUGAGGGGGUGGUAUGCAGUGUGACUGAGGAAUCUCCAAGGCCAGACCGUAUUGCAUCUUAUUGAUGGCCAGUGUGCUGACCCUGGUCAGGUAAAUGGGUACCUGGUAGGAUUAUUCCUUGAAAUGCACAGUGCGAUGAUAACGGCUGCCGGAGCUAGGGUAAUAAUUUCCAAAGCUCUUUGGAAGUGCCUGGGGACGUUCUUAUGUGAUAUGCGCUAUACAAGAACUGAAUAUCUUUAUCAUUAUUAAGUUUCUGAAAGUUUAUAAUAUCAGUAGUCUUCCAAACAUUUUAGCUGCACUUUUACAAUUUGUCCAGUCCUAUUUUAUGCAAGUCCAUUCUUUGAUGCCAAAUAGAAUGUUUUAGGAGUAGGAUUAAUUGUCUACAUUAAAAAUGAUAUUUAAAACCUUUGUUUUUCUUUAGCACAAAUGAUUUAUCUUAACGUGAGUUUGACACAUGAAAUUGGCUGCAGAAUUAUGCCAGUUCUUCCAAUUAUGGAUUUUACACUGCAUCUUUUGCUUAACAAGCAGAGACGCUACAUGUACAUACAUGUUUAUGAACAUGCAAAGAACUUUCUUUUGGUGUAACAGUGAACUGGGAUGUAUAGAAAUGUAACUUGAAUUCAGCUUGGUAUUCAUGGGAUUUGUCGAAUUUAUAUGUUUUUUAUUGGAUGAAAAAAAAGAGUACGGUACUACUACAAUAGGCAUAUACAUCAGUACACUAGUGAAUUUGUGAAUGCUUGGUUAAUCGCAUCUGUUUCCUACAUUUUUGUAGUUCUAAUGUUCAUAAUUUCAUUAUGUUGAAAUAAUCCUGAUUUUUAUGAACCAUAGGAAAUCGAUUGUCUAAUCUAUCAUUUUUUUAUUUUUUGUAAUGCAUCCUGAACCGUGUGUUGCUGUGAAAUAUGUUUAAGUAAUAAUGUGCCUACGACAGAAAUUUACGAUUCAUUUUGGAAAUAGAUUUAAGUGCCUAGUUUUAUAUCUUCGUGGGAAUAAUGUUUAUACAUGUAUAAGGUGACAUAGAGUGUAUUCAUGCAAAUUUGUAUUGCCUAAUUCUAUUGUCAUCUUAUUCAAAUGUUUUAUAUGGUGCCUUGUAUCAUGCUGUAUUCCUUAGCAUAUGAAGAUAUUUCACCGUGUGCAUACAGCGUUUUUAAUGAGGUUACGUUUAGUAACAUGUUAGGAAUCACGGCUUGCUAAAGAAAUGCAUCACUCCACCGCGGUCUUGGAUUGGUCUUAAUUAUUAAACAUGAUUUAAAAAUCUGCUGCAUAGGCAGUCCUUUAUCUUGUUUUCUUUCUGUGCAGUGCCAACUUUGUUUUGCAGAUAGUUUAUAUGUUAUAGUAUACCUUUUGUUCUUCUUUUGAUUGUUGUAAAUAAUGGUAGAGGCAGAACUUUUAACAGUAUUCAUCAAUUUCAGCUUUCCAAAGAGUAUGUGUAUAGAGAAAGAAACUAUUUUGAGUAGAUGGUAGAGAGUGUAUAUGAUACAUCAAUUUUUUUCUCAAAUUAAAUUAAAUACUUCUGAUAGAUA
Strongylocentrotus purpuratus (purple sea urchin) is the source of this 3653-nucleotide messenger RNA. RefSeq lists its product as uncharacterized. NCBI's taxonomy places the organism in Eukaryota, Metazoa, Echinodermata, Echinoidea, Camarodonta, Strongylocentrotidae. The coding region runs from base 257 to 1189 and encodes 310 amino acids. The record is from RefSeq and is a predicted model, not a curated record. The transcript is spliced from 7 exons.